UCGCCGCAGGUUUUCGAUCUUUUUCUUUAGAAUCGCUUGGAUAUCUGAAAGCUAUUUUCAGUCUUCCUUACGUUAUUAUUUAAGCGUAAAAGUUUUCAAUUUUUACUUUUAAGCAUCAUGACUGGACGCGGAAAAGGAGGCAAGGGACUCGGGAAAGGAGGCGCCAAGCGUCACCGAAAGGUGCUCCGUGAUAACAUCCAGGGCAUCACGAAGCCAGCCAUCCGCCGUUUGGCCCGUCGCGGUGGUGUCAAGCGUAUUUCCGGUCUCAUCUACGAAGAGACCCGUGGCGUCCUGAAAGUGUUCUUGGAGAACGUCAUUCGCGAUGCGGUCACCUACACCGAGCACGCCAAGAGAAAGACCGUCACCGCCAUGGACGUUGUCUACGCGCUCAAACGCCAGGGAAGAACCCUCUACGGAUUUGGUCUCUAAUAAGAUACUUAGAUCUUUAUUUGUACUGUAUUUGCACAGCAGUUGUUGAUUGUCUUACGUGCAGUAGUAUUUGCAGUUUGUACAGAUCAAGUUACCCACCUAUGAUUGCGGUCGAUCGUAAUGUUAUCAUUUAGUGUAUUGUUUAUUGUCGUUGAAUUUUUGCAAGAUGAAUGGAAGCAAAAUCAGUUAAACCGUGAAAUGUGUGGAAUCAAUAAAAGG
Molecule: messenger RNA, 648 nt
Organism: Paramacrobiotus metropolitanus
Lineage: Eukaryota; Metazoa; Tardigrada; Eutardigrada; Parachela; Macrobiotidae
Product: histone H4
Exons: 2
Coding region: 118-429 (103 amino acids)
Biological process (GO): nucleosome assembly
Cellular component (GO): nucleosome
Molecular function (GO): structural constituent of chromatin; protein heterodimerization activity; DNA binding
Source: RefSeq, a predicted model, not a curated record